AUGCAAUUCAGCACUCUCUUCCUCGCCGCUGCAGCAGCAACUCUUGCCAGCGCUGUCAAAUUGACCAACUCCAACUUCGCCGUCACCGCCGGAACUCCUUUCAACAUCACUUGGUCAGAUGCCGAGGGACCCGUCACUCUUGUUCUCAAGAAUGGCCCAUCCACUGCUCUCACCACCGUCUCCACCAUCGGAAGUGGAUUGACCGGAACAUCCUACUCCUGGACUCCAUCAUCCAGCCUUGACACCGAUCUCUAUGCCAUUGAGAUCCAAGAUUCCACCAGCACACCAAACUACAGUCAACAAUUCCAAGUUUCAGGUGCUACUGCCGUUGCUUCAACUGUUACUGCUUCUUCCACAAGUGCUUCUUCCGCUUCAGGAUCUUCUACUUCUGGCACUUCCACAGAAUCUUCCACUGGUUCCUCCACUGGUACUUCCACUGGUUCUUCCACUGCCUCUUCUACUGGCUCUUCUACUUCAAACGGUACCUCAACUUCUGCUUCUUCUUCUCCUACUGCUAGCGGCAACAGCAGCACCACUCUCAGCGGUUCUAGCUCUGCCUCAAGAACCAGCGCAUCCUCAUCCAGAACUGCCUCAUCCAGCUCCACCGGUGGCACUGCAUCAGCAACCUCCGCCCCAACCUCAGCAGCUGCUGAGUUUGCUUCCCCACUCGCAUUCAUCUUCCUUGCAUUUGCAGCCAUCGUUACCCUUAAUUAA
Molecule: messenger RNA, 714 nt
Organism: Botrytis fragariae
Lineage: Eukaryota; Fungi; Ascomycota; Leotiomycetes; Helotiales; Sclerotiniaceae
Product: putative extracellular matrix protein
Exons: 2
Coding region: 1-714 (237 amino acids)
Source: RefSeq, a predicted model, not a curated record